This is a messenger RNA of Suillus paluster, 540 nucleotides long. RefSeq lists its product as uncharacterized. The record is from RefSeq and is a predicted model, not a curated record. The annotation marks the transcript as partial. The transcript is spliced from 3 exons. NCBI's taxonomy places the organism in Eukaryota, Fungi, Basidiomycota, Agaricomycetes, Boletales, Suillaceae.
UUUAGGCCUGUUUUUGCCGAUUACAUUGUGUACGAGCAGCACCGUCACGAGUUCAUGAACCAGCCUCGCACAAGAGCAGCACUUCUUCAUGGUGGCCUCAUAUGGCGGCUGGCUUUACAUAGUCUUGGGUUCGAUGUUCUCCCCUCCGUUCUUGAUGGCAUUUCACAGGAAGCAGUACCGUUUGGCCUCAUGCUGGACAUUAAUGGCCAGACUUAUUUUGAUGAUGAGCUGUCAGAAGAGGAGGUAGAUUUCAUGUGCAGGACGUAUUAUUUGCAUACCAACGACGGGAAUGCUGAAAUUGUCUCCUGGUGGCCCAGGCCCCAGGCAUGGGCUGCCUCAGGACUAAAUGUGGGGUUCUGGUCCAGUCGCUGUGAAUUUUGGUUUCAGUCGCGCCUGGACAACAUUCAACAGGAGCGACAUAAAUUCACUAAUGAUGCUAACAGUCCAAUGACUGGCUUGCAGUGGAAAGGCUCACUCAAAUUCAAUGUGGGCACCAACAAAAUGAUGAAAAAUGUCAAUGCGGCAUCUUGCAGUUUUCUU